AUGGAAUAGUUCAGAGAAGAUGAUGAAAUAGCCUUGAUACCAAUAAAAAAGAAACCGAAAGCUAAAGAACUACCCUAAAAUAAGAUAAACAUUAAAGGACAAUAGAGUGUAAAGAAACCAAUCAGCAAGCCUAAUCCUAAGAGAAUGGAUUUAAAAAUGUAAGCGUCUUUGCUGAAUUCACUUAAGUUUGUCGAAAACAUUCAACCUGAUGUCAUACAAUCAAGUUUGAAGAAUGAUUUUACUGAAUGGGAGCAUUAAAACUUUGUUUUCAAAUUGAGCCAAUAAUCUUAAAAUUCAAAAGUAGAAUAUGAUGAUAAAAUAAAUCAAUACUUUAAUGACUUUAAUUAAAAAUGGAAAAUAUAUCCAUAUAAGCAUUUUGUUGAUUUAAAGCCUGAAACGAGUCAUGUUAUUAUGAAAUAACCUUUGUGUGAAUCCAAAAACAUCAAUAAAUAAAAUUAAAAUUAAUAUUAAAUAAAAGUUAUCCCUUUGAGGUAGAAUGAAAAAUUGGCUGAUAUUAAAAUAAAAUUGGAGCUUUAAUGA
Messenger RNA from Paramecium octaurelia, 540 nucleotides. NCBI's taxonomy places the organism in Eukaryota, Ciliophora, Oligohymenophorea, Peniculida, Parameciidae. The record is from the annotation of a GenBank genome assembly.